AUGCAGUCUUUCUAUCAGCACCGCAGGAUCCGCAGAAAGCUCGAGCUACAAUUCGUUACGAGGCAUGAGAAACCCGAAGACAUCUGGACCCACGAGGGCCGCUACUAUUACCGUGAUGGAGAAAUCCAAACAUGCCCUCAUGAGCCAGAUGACGACCUACCUGCCGAUAGAAGGAGGGAGCAUGGCCACCGUACUUUCAUAUCCGGGCCUUCGCUUUACCCUCGCCAUUCAGUUCGAUCCCAUUUGGAGCGGGAGGGAGACUUUGAGCGAGCGGAUUUCGACCCGGAGCUCCAAACAGAUCCGCAUACUAUCAACACAGAGGAGACGCUGGGAGAUACAACUGAGAUGAUGAUAACUGGCAUUGAGAGACCCCGGCCAGGCAUCGGUGCAGCCGCUGGGAUAUCCGAAGGUGCUCCCGUUGGGGUUGACGACCGUCCUAUCGAAACUGAUUCUGAUAUUGACUCAAUUAAGAAAGACAAACUCAUCGCCGUCACUUUCGAGGGGGAAUGUGAUAAAAUGGAUCCUCACAACUGGAGCUUGGCAUGUCGAAUGUAUACUACGAUUCUUACUUCGCUUCUUGCGUGCGUGAUCUUCUGGUCGUCUACUAUCGAUACCACUGCCCUUACCUCAACCAAGUUAUUGUUUCAUACUAGCCUCGAGGUCCAGACUUUACCAACCGCUAUGUUUUUGAUCGGCUCUGGGCUGGGGGCCUUGGUAACAGCACCUGUAUCAGAACUUUUCGGCCGCAAUCCCGUGUACAUACCGACCAUGGUAGCAUUCAUGCUGUUCAACAUGGGUGCAGGGCUUUCCCAAACAGCGGUACAGCGAAUUAUUUGUCGUGGCCUCGCUGGACUCUUCGGAUCUGCCCCGUCAGUUCUAGCAGCAGCAACUCUCGUAGAUGUCUGGUCCCGCAUUGAGCGAGUCUACGCCUUUCCAGCUUUUUCCAUCAUAGUCUUCACGGGUCCACUGGUCGGCCCAAUACCGGGGUCUGCCGUCGUGAGUGAGACAAGCUGGCGCUGGGUGGACUGGAUGACUAUUAUCUUCGCAGCCCUCAUCCUGGUCCCGGUCAUACUGUUUCUACCAGAGACAUACAGUCCAAUUUUACUAUACUGGAAGGCAAAAGAGCUCCGUCGUCUGACAGGCGAUGACCGAUACCGGUCCCCACUGGAGUUCAAACGAGUCUCGUUCCUCCAUCGCCUACGAACCUCACUAUACCGACCAAUUCUGCUCUUCACGACCGAACCAAUCAUCAUGAUCCACUCGGCCAUCCUCUCCCUCCUCUUCAUUAUUCUGUAUACUUUCGUUGCAGGCUAUGUCGCCAUAUUCGAACAUGAAUACAAAUUCAGCUCGGUUACCACCGCCGUCGCAUUCCUGGGCAUAGAGGUCGGAAUCCUCCUCUCUGCAGCGGUAGUCCCACUGUCAAUGUGGCUCAUGCGCAGAGAGAUCCACCGCAGCCGUGCAAGGGGCCAGUCACGCCCAGACCCGGAAAUCACUCUAUACAUGGGCAUGUUCGGGGCCCCGGCCGUGCCCAUCUCGCUGUUCUGGAUGGGCUGGACGUCCAGGCCGGAGAUCUCGCACUGGAGUCCGCUAAUCGCCUCCGUGCUUUUUGGCUUCGGCACAUUGUGUAUCUUCAUUUCCGCGUAUCAGUAUGUCGCUGAUGCGUUCGAGCUCCAUGUUGCCAGUGCGCUUUCGUCUCUACAGGUGUUGAGACUUGUUUCUGCGGGUGUCAUGGCUAUUGUGGCGGAGAUUAUGUAUCAUGCGCUUGGGAUUGGGAGGACUUUGACGCUUUUGGGUGGUCUUUCGUUGUUGUUUUUGCCUAUGCCGUAUUUGCUUUAUUGGAAGGGGUAUAAAGUGCGGAAGUGGAGUCGGUAUGCGCGUAGUAAUGAGUAG
Messenger RNA from Penicillium paradoxum, 1890 nucleotides. RefSeq lists its product as uncharacterized. The coding region runs from base 1 to 1890 and encodes 629 amino acids. The record is from RefSeq and is a predicted model, not a curated record. Gene Ontology annotation, biological process: transmembrane transport. NCBI's taxonomy places the organism in Eukaryota, Fungi, Ascomycota, Eurotiomycetes, Eurotiales, Aspergillaceae. Gene Ontology annotation, molecular function: transmembrane transporter activity. The transcript has 2 exons.